Messenger RNA from Beauveria bassiana ARSEF 2860, 375 nucleotides. RefSeq lists its product as uncharacterized. NCBI's taxonomy places the organism in Eukaryota, Fungi, Ascomycota, Sordariomycetes, Hypocreales, Cordycipitaceae. The record is from RefSeq and is a predicted model, not a curated record. The transcript has 3 exons. Bases 1 to 375 code for a protein of 124 amino acids.
AUGAAUGGUCAGCAGGUUCAGGGGAAUGCUGGCGCUAGCGCCGACGUCUCGGCCGAGGAGGCUCGCCUCAGAGAGGCGAUGAGACAGCUCAAGCUCCUCCACGUCAAGUCUCGCCUUCUGAGAGGCACUAUCCCGAAGAUGCUGGAUCCCCUUGUACAGAAGCAGCCGUCUCCCGAUGUCAUGUAUGCCGCCUUUAUGAGGGCUGUGAAUGAGGCCCAGGGUAACGUCAAGGAAUUCACCGAACUCAUGCGCGAUGAAAAGAGCAAAGAGGUAUUCGCCAUGGCCGAAAAGAGCAGCAAUGAAAACCCUUUUGGCAUCAAGGCCUGGCGCCACCAGGACCAUCCCAACUGGUUCAACUUGGACAAAGACGACUAG